GAUUAGCUAUUCUUGCCUGCUUCACACGGAGCAUGUCUUGUGUGCAAAUAAGAAUAUGUGUAAUGCAAUGAAUAUUGGCUGUAUCGUUGAAAUACAUAUAUAAGAGAGACUACGAAUAACAGUUUUUUAUUCAGAACAGGCUGCUGCCACCAUAGUUAACCAGAUAGCUAGUUUGUUUAAAACUCGCUGCAAUAUGUGGACCGCCGAUGAGAUUUCCAAACUGUGCUACCAGCGCUUCAGCGAGUUGCCCAAGAGAGGAAAGCCCGAGCCGGGCAGAGAGUGGACGCUUUUGGCCGCCGUAGUAAAGUGUUCAGUUUCCCCGAAUCAAGAGAAAGUUGAGGAGGAGGUAGUGUCAUUGGGAACUGGCACUAAGUGUAUUGGGCGCUCAGCCAUGAGCUCAAAGGGAGAUGUGCUCAAUGACAGCCAUGCAGAAGUCAUUGCCAGGAGGGGUUGCAUUAGGUAUCUGACUGAGCAGCUGCGGAUGGCAGUAUGUGGGCAAGGCAGCACUGUGUUCUGUCAGGGAGAGGAGAUGGGAAAGUGGAAGGUGCAGUCAGGGGUGUCUUUCCUGUUCUUCACAAGUCACACACCAUGUGGAGAUGCCUCCAUCAUUCCCAUGAUGAUUGACCGCCAAUCCCAACCCUGCCCACCAAUAAGGUCAGAUGAGAUCAUCCCCAAUGGAACCAAUGAAAAAGCAGAAAGAGUGAACCUGAAACGCAGAGCGGAGACACAGACUGAUGGGAUCAAUAAACAUCCUCGAUUAGAAGAACCGGAGAAGUCAGAGGAUGAGCUACAGUGUGGUGGGAGCCUGGUUGAAAAUCUUACUGACAGCCCUGCACAGGCCCCUGCAGAGAGUCUAAGGCUGGAGGGGGAGAAUGCGUUGACAAACGUGGUGAUAAAACAAAGGGACAAUGUUUUGACAGAACAGUCUCUACAGGACAUACACCGGACAGGUGCUAAGUGUGUCCCUGGAGGACCAGAGGAUCCCCUCCAGCCCGGGUUAGGGUACCACAGUACUGGGCUGCUGAGAGUGAAGCCUGGUAGGGGGGAGCCCACUCUGUCUCUCUCCUGCAGUGACAAGCUGGCCAGGUGGGCAGUGCUAGGUUUCCAGGGUGCGCUGCUCUCCCAUUACCUACAGGGGGCAGUCUACUUCAGCGCUAUCGUGGUGGGGAGAUGUCCAUACAGCCAUCAGGCCAUGCAGAGAGCUCUGAUCACCAGGUGUUCUGAGGUGACAGCCCUGCCUGCUGGCUACACAGUGCAGCCUCCAGAGCUCCUGCAAUCCAGACUGGAGUUUGCUCACAGCCAGGCACAGACUGAGCACAAUCAUCAGCCCGGCAAGGGCAGAGUCUCACCUUGUGGCGCAGCUAUCAGCUGGUGCGCUGUGUCGGAUCAGCCACUAGAUGUCACUGCUAAUGGCUAUAAACAUGGAGUGACCAAGAAGGCUCUGGGCACAUCAAAAGCAAGGUCUCUUAUUUGCAAAGUGGAACUAUUUCAUUCUUUCCUGUCACUGCUGGCUGUCACUGACAAGUCCCACCUCCCUGAAUCUCUAAGGGGAAAGGAGCUCCAGACGUACUGGGACUACAAGCAGGUGGCUCAGUCGUACCAGCAGGCCUCGCUGCAGCUGCGCUCACAGGCCUUCCCACUGUGGCUCCGCAGUGAUCGCGACCUGCUGCAGUUUCACUGAAACACAGCACAACUGUGUACUGACCAGAAACCGGAUGUUUUGGAAUAUGUUUUAUUCUGUACAGGUGUCCUUUUCACUCUGUAAUUUAGACUAGUAUUGUGGGCUCCUGAGUGGCACAGCGGUCUAAGGCACUGCAUCUCAGUGCUAGAGGCGUCACUACAUACCUUGCUUCGAUCCCCGGCUGUAUCACAACCGGCCCUGAUCUGGAGUCCCAUAGGGCGGUGCACAAUUGGCCCAGCGUCGUCCAGGUUAAUGGAGGAUUUGGCCGGGGUAGGCCGUCAUUGUAAAAUAAGAAUUUGUUCUUAGCUGACUUGCCUUGUUAAAUUAAAUAAACCGCAAUGUUGUUGAUCCAUCCUCAGUUGUUUUCCUAUCACAGCCAUUAAACUACGUAACUGUUUUAAAGUCACCACUGGCCUCAUGGUGAAAGCACUGAGCGGUUUCCUUUCUCUCCGGCAACUGAGUCAGGAAGGAUGCCUGUAUAUUUGUGGUGACUUGGUGUAUUGAUACGCCAUACAAAGUUAAAUAACUUAAUCAUCCUCAAAUGGAUAUUCAAUGUAUGCUUUUUAAAAAAAUGUUUUACCCAUCUACCAAUAGGUGCCCUUUGCAAGCCAUUUGUGAACAUCCCUGGUCUUUGUGGUUAAAUCUGUGUUUCGAAUUCACUGCUUGACUGAGGGACCUUACAAUUAUAUGUAUGUAUUGGGUACAGAGAUGAGGUAGUGUCAAACUAGUAUUUUUGUAUUUAUAUUAUUGCACGAAGUGUGAGUCCAUGUAACUUAUUGUGACUUGUUCAGCAAAUUUUUACUCCUGAACUUACACUACAUAUACAAAGUAUGUGGACACCCAUUCAAAUGAGUGGAUUUGGCUAUUUCAGCCAAAUACCCAUUGCCCUGAAAUACCCAUUGCUGACAGGUGUAUCAAAUUGAGCACACAGCAUUGUGAUCUCCAUAGACAAACAUUGGCAGUAGAAUGGCCUUACUGGCCAUUCUACACACCUCCGGGCUCUGUAAGGGCCAAUUUACCAAGAAAGAGAGUGAUGGAGUGCUGUAUCAGAUGACCUGGCGUCCACAAUCCCCCGACCUCAACCAAAUUGAGAUGGUUUGGGAUGAGUUGGACCACAGAGUGAAGGAAAAGCAGCCAACAAGUGCUCGGCAUAUGUAGUAACUCCUUCAAGACUGUUGGAAAAGAAUUCCAGGUGAAGCUGGUUGAGAAAAUGCCAAAAGUGUGCAAAGCUGUCAUCAAGGCAAAGGGUGGCUUUU
Oncorhynchus keta (chum salmon) is the source of this 2937-nucleotide messenger RNA. RefSeq names its product adenosine deaminase tRNA specific 1 (gene adat1). The coding region runs from base 194 to 1681 and encodes 495 amino acids. The record is from RefSeq and is a predicted model, not a curated record. The transcript has 10 exons. Gene Ontology annotation, biological process: RNA processing. Gene Ontology annotation, molecular function: RNA binding; adenosine deaminase activity. Lineage: Eukaryota; Metazoa; Chordata; Actinopteri; Salmoniformes; Salmonidae.